Messenger RNA from Orussus abietinus, 5375 nucleotides. RefSeq names its product protein dispatched. The transcript has 11 exons. Lineage: Eukaryota; Metazoa; Arthropoda; Insecta; Hymenoptera; Orussidae. Bases 425 to 3832 code for a protein of 1135 amino acids. Gene Ontology annotation, cellular component: membrane. The record is from RefSeq and is a predicted model, not a curated record.
CACAUUCUCAUAAUUGUUGUAUGCAUGCAUGUAGAAAAUAAGCAGGAUCUUCCCGAUUGAAGUUGGAUUGUUACGAUUGAAAGCUUCCGGGAAUGCAGAAGGUUGCCUAAUAAAAUAUGUAUUAAAUUAUACAGUAAAAUGAGAAUUAUGUGGAAAAUGCCGGUUUUGCCAAUGACUUUGAACAGCUGGAAACCAACAAGUGUGUGCAAAAAAUCAAUGCAUUUUGUACAUGUCAAUCAGGAGCAGCAAAAUUUUAAUAAAACUGAAUGGCUAAUCUUAGAAGAUAAUGGUGGAGGCCUAGGACAGUAUCGAUAAUGUAAAGCAUCCAACGGAUAUCAAAUAAGAUGGCCUAAUUCAUCUUAGAAUUUAAUUCACAUUGGAAAUUAAACCCGAUGUAACCGUUAAUAUUAUAAAAUAUAUAAAAAUGGAAGUGUGGUGGUUUUCUCGGGUUGUGGCGCAUCAUCCAUAUGCUAUUUUGGUAGCUGUUUUUGUGUUUUCAACAACAUGUUUGAUCGUGCCCUUAACGACUAAAAAAUUCCCAGACUUCUCUGACCCACAAUUAGGUUUUGAAGCUAGAGGAACUAUGUUGGCCCAAAGACUAACUGCUUGGCAAAACUUAAUGGAUGCGACAAGACCACGAGGCAAUUUAGUUGAUAAUCCAUUGGAGUAUUAUCAUUUUCUUCAACAGAACCUUACCAGUUUUCGAAAUGGUAAUCACACAAGUUCAGGUAUUUUAAGGAAGAAGCCAAAAAAUAGGAAGAAAGGCAAAAAAUAUGAAAAGCCUAAAAAUAAUACUACGAAAGAAACAGAUGGGGCUGAAGCCAAAGACAGAUGGGAAGAACUACGAGAACUAAGAAAUAAAGAUCUUUCCCACAAUUUGGAUGUCCACAAUGAUCAUAGUUUCUUAGGCGAAGAUGGUUUUUUUUGUAAUUUACCAAGUUCGUCUUAUGCUCGUGUCGUCGUUGGUUCUAAUUCAGAAGAAACAAAUUUAUGGACAGUUGAUGGAGUCUUAGCUCAAUGUCGUAUCGAUGCACUUCUUCGAGCGAAUUCAGAAUUUUCUUCUCUUUGCGAAAUGGAGACGGAACGAAGUGGUAAUGGGCGAAAAUGUUGUCGAAGUUGGUCACCCGCUAAUUAUGUUGCCUUGUUGUCUAACAAGACUACUUGUUUGAGUGUUACUGAAAAUGAUCUUAGCCGAGUUGAAACAAUUCUAGAAAGAUGUGCAUAUUUUUACCAUAAUCUAGAAUUAACUCCUGACUGUGCAGAAGAUGAGCGUUGUCAAAGACGCGUUCCAGUAGAAUGUUAUGUUCAUAACGCUCCUUAUCAUCUGCUUCAUUUCCUUCUUGACGUCGAUUUUAUACCAGCCAAUAAACAAGGAUCGGCAUAUAAAUCCAAUGUGACGUUGCGUACUGCAAUGUUAUUUCUUCCAAUUGCUGCAAGCUCUGCCAGUUUGAACUUCUACAGGGAACUAAAUGUAGAAGCCUUAACUUACGGGAAAUUCCGUGUGUUGGGAAUGCAAUUAGGCCUAAAAAGUACUCUUUUUGAUCGCCUAUUGAUGUCAGACUCCCGUUUGGUGUUGGCUGGUUUUGCAUUUGUAACUGUUUGCAUUUGGGCAUACACUGGAUCGUUUCUCUUAACUACAUCCACUAUUUUGGCUGUUCUUUUCAGCCUUGGAAUCUCAUAUGCGCUUUACACUCUUAUCUUACGGAUUGCAUUUUUUCCAUUCAUGAAUUUAUUAGCGAUUGUCGUUGCCGUUGGUAUCGGAGCAGAUGACGCAUUUAUAUUUUGUAAAGUAUGGGAAUGUGGUAAACAACAAAAAUUGAACAGCGGCGGUUUGGUUCAUUUGGUGCAAGAAACAAUGAAACACGCAGUUCCUUCCAUGUUCGUUACGUCGUUAACAACAGCAGUUGCAUUCUUUGCCUCGAUAGUAAGCAACGUUACUGCCAUAAAUUGUUUUAGUUUAUUUUCAGGUAUGACAGUUAUCGCCAACUUCUUUUUGAUGAUCACUUGGUUACCGGCAAGUGUAGUAGUAUCGGAGCACUGUCGCCUUACGGCCCUGUCACCAGCCAAUUUUAUCGCAAGAAAAAUUAUAAGACCCUUCAGGAUAUUUACGGAUAAAAUUACAGUUGGUUUCGGAAAGUUUCUCGUUCGACUUGCAAUCAAUUUAAGAUGGCUGUGGCUCCUGGGAUUAGGAACGAUCGCUAUAGCUGCCUGUACCGUAGUUUUCCGAUACCCAGGGUUGCAAUUACCGGAUUCUCCAGAUUUUCAGCUGUUCGAUAGCUCCCACCCUUUUGAACAAUACGAUUUGGUCUAUGCUCGGCGAUUCUGGUUUGAGAAACUUGAAACGGGAGAAGGUGGGGAAGUGUUACCGCUAAGAUUUGUAUGGGGAGUGAAACCAGUGGACAACGGAGACUACUUAAAUCCAGAUACAAGGGGUACACUGGAAUGGGACGAUACUUUUGACGUUUCUGAUCCAAACUCUCAGUUGUGGUUGCAACAGUUUUGUCGGAAUUUGCGAGGACAAGUCUUUUAUCGCAGCACGACGGGACCUCUUCUCCCCAAUUGUUUCGUCGAGUCUAUGCGUUCUUGGAUGGAACGACGCUGCGAGGAUCCCAUAGAUGCCCACAUUGAUCGAGCUCCAUGUUGCGAGAAAAAUCCAUUUCCUUACGCUCCCAACGUAUUAAGGCAGUGCGCUGCUGAAGCAAGUGCCGAGUUGCACCGAACUCCACCUCAGUAUUGGACCCAAGGUGGUACAGUGACGGCAGGGCUGAAAUUUUUAAAACUACCACCCGAGACCAUGUCCGUAUCUUCGACCAACCACACAACACUCGAGACGUUACCACCACCGAUACCCACUAUCAAAGGCCUUGUUGUUGAGUACGAUAGUACAUAUGCUUACACGCUCUCUUUCUCCGAAAUGGAUAAUUUCUACAAUCAGGUUGAGACGUGGAUGCAAGAACAACUUGCCAGUGCACCCCCAGGUAUGCGUGGUGGCUGGUUCGUCAGUCGAUUCGAGUUCUACGAAUUGCAACGUACUUUGUACGAAGGUACCAUGUGGGCAAUGGUUGUAUCCAUGAUCCUCGCCCUCACGGUGCUUGCGUUUGUCACCUUAAACCCUUUGGUUAGUCUCUACGCGAUUAUUACUAUCGGAGCCGCUAUAGUAGUGACGAUAGCGGCCCUAGUCCUUCUUGGAUGGAAACUGAAUGUAUUGGAAAGUGUCGCCGUAUCUACUGCAAUAGGUCUGGCCGUUGACUUUAGUCUGCAUUACGGAGUGAGCUACAGAGCUUGCGUUUCCGAGGGUAGAAUAGAUAGGGUGAAGGCAGCGUUGGAACAAAUGGGAGGACCAACUUUGAUGGCAGCCGUGACCAGCGGUGCUGCCGGUGCUCUGAUGCUUCCAUCGCGUGUGUUGGCCUACAUACAAAUUGGAAUAUUUCUACUGUUAGUCAUGGGAAUCAGCUGGCUGUACGCGACAUUGUUUUUAUGUCCUCUACUCGCCGUUAUGGGACCGUCGAGGCACUUUGCACAGUUCCAAUAUCCUAGAUUGGGAAAGUCAUUUUUCCGUAUGAAGAAGGAUAUCGUUGAAGGAACUACGGAGGUUGAUAAGAGAAAUGGGAGGAGUCGGAAAAGAUGCAAGGGAAAAGGGAUGCUAUCCGAGUCGACUUUGAGCACCUCCAGUACCGUGUGUCAGUUCCAUUGUGGCGAAUUGGAGGCACUCGCAGCACGACCUCCCCCAUCGCCUUCUUUACCGCCUUCGCCGACCUCGACGUUACUUUACAUCGACUCGGCUCAGAUGGACCCAAGGAACAGUAAAAGGAGAUCCAACGAGAUCGACUAACGGUUUACACGAUUUGAUACUUUGCCAAGGAUCAUCGAGACUUCACGCAAUUGCGAUCGCACGUGAACGCGUGAUCUCAUUUAGGGUAAGGAGUAUGCGACCGUGCUGCCGUAAGUUUCAUACCGAAAUCGUUUACACGAUCAGCGAUUUUUAUCCGCAUUUUUCGACAGUAGCCAAGGAAAGUACUUUGCCAAUUGUUAUGAAUUGUUUUAGGUCUGAAUCAAUCGACUCCUUUAUUUAUAUAGUACGUCUAGAUGUAUGAUCGACAGGUGUAGUGCAAUCGAUGUAUUUAAUUCAAGUUUCUGUACACGAUUAUUACGAGUUUAUAAGAUUUUCAGGGGUGUUGGACCUCUCGUAAAUGUUGUGAAUGAUCGUCACUGGGAUCAACCGGUUGUUUGAUAUGCACGUUAUGUGGAUAUAUUGAAAUCCCGGGGAUAUUCCAUUUUAUAGGUUUCUUGUUUUUCGUUAAUAUUCAAUUUAUCAGUAUUAUAAAUUCCAUGUCUUCCCAUUGCCACAAUAUGCGCACUUUCGAUGGUGUUAAGUGUAUGUAUGUACAGAUAUUAAGGAAUGAGUACACGGGUGUUCUGAAAACGUGUUUAUAUGUGAUCUUGUAUCCCACAGGUUUUUUUGGCAAAAGCUGGAAUAUUAAAUGACUUUUUCGUUUUCCGAAGAUGAUUUCGCAUUUGAGUAAAAUGUUGAUAAACUUAUUAUUUGCAGUCUAUCGACUGAACUACUUCAGGGCAUACUUUACAACUUAACUGUUUAAGAUAACACACUUCUGAUAGCGUUAAUAAUUGCAUAUGUUGGUAACGAAUAAGCGCAAGAUCCUAAAGCCAUAUGUUUGUCAAUGCAUAUAUUGUACAAAUAAGUAUUACAUUUUUCAGUCAGUUGUGGAAACGGUAUUAAGCAAUUCAUUGUUUUCUAAAUAUAUCUCACAUUUCUGAAAUUCUACAUUCGUGGAAUCGAAGCAGAAAUCAGGUGACAAUAAAAAGUGUCAGGUUCAUCAUUUCAUUUUGGACUACGACCUAUGAUCUUGCAAUUUUUAUUGUGUACCAUUUUAAGAAAUAUUUAGACGAAUUACAAUUGUAAAUUUAAGAAGCGUAACAAAUAUUGAUCACAUCUAGGGACUGAGUUACGAUGACAUUCAUGUCCAUUUAUUUGCAUACGCUGUAUUGGAUUUAUGGAUCCUAUUAGUUAACUGUUUAAAUCCCAGCGUAUUUGUACAUUUUAUUAUAUAUCUUUUGCAGUGCAAAGAUCGUCAAAGGCUGAAUUAAGACGGAAAAUCGUAUCCUUUUGCGAUACCCGGUCUGAACAUAGAAUAAGCAAAAGUAUAUGAUUGGGGCAUCCGUUAUUUAUUGUUACGUCUAAACGUAUACAAUGUGCUCCAAGUUAUCCAGUGUUUUGCAAAUGUUACUCUUGUUACGAGCGCCUCGAUUGUGAUGUUAAUUGUAUUCCAUGUGACGUUCAAGUGAUAGAUUCUUGUUAAAUACUAGAGAAUGUUUGUGUAAUAAUAAUUUGACUUAAUAAACUAUGUAUAGACGUC